CCGGGCUUUCUGAGACCUUUGUGGAGCGGGCUGCGGCACCCGCGGGGACGGCGGCCGGGAGGAGGGUGCGGCCCUCGCUCCCAGUUCUGAUUCCCCGAUCCGGGCGGCGCAAUGCGCUACAACGAGAAGGAGCUGCGGGCUCUCUCCCGGCAGCCGGCCGAGAUGGCGGCAGAGCUGGGCAUGCGGGGUCCUAAAAAGGGCAGUGUGGCCAAGCGGAGACUGGUGAAGCUGGUGGUCAACUUCCUCUUCUACUUCCGCACCGACGAGGACGAGCCGCUCGGAGCCUUGCUGCUGGAGCGCUGCAGAGUGACCCAGGAAGAGCCCGGUGGCUUCUCCAUCAGUUUCCUAGAGGACCCAGAAAGGAAGUAUCAGUUUGAGUGCUGCAGUCAGGAGCAGUGUCAGGAGUGGAUGGAAGCUCUGCGAAGGGCCAGCUACGAGUAUAUGCGGAAAAGCCUCAUCUUCUACAGGAACGAGAUCCAGAAGAUGACAGGCAAGGUGUGUUGGGGGCUAGAGGUGACUGGCAGCCUUCCCAGGCCUGGCUCAAAACCACCAUGUCCACCCCCACAGGACCCCCUGGAGCAGUUCGGCAUCUCUGAGGAGGCCAGGUUCCAGCUGAGCAACUUGCCAAGGGAGGGGCAGUCAGCGCGCAUCAGUUCCCAGGUGGAUGAGCUAGACUGACCUUCUGCUGGGUCCCCUGUCUUAGGUUUCCUGGCUUUCUGGGUCUGUGAUGGGAGGUGUUUUUGGCUUAAAGAUGUUCAAAGCCCAAGGUUGGGUAGGAGUGGGCAAGGGCUUCAGUUUUUGGAGAAACAACUCAGUGAGCGCCCCUCUUCUGUGCCUUGGGUCCCACCUCGUGGGUCUGGUAUCUCAGUGUCAUGUACCACUGCCAGCUUGGGUGUGCCCAUUGAAAGAGGGCCAGGAGAGCAUGUGACUAGCACAGCUCUCCUGUACCCACCCAAUGUACAAAGUUACGUGAAGCUGUGAAUGGUGAGGGGGUCUUCCCUUAGCCAGCUGUGAACUCCUGCUGAUGGGGUGGCCCUGGCAUUGGUUCUUGGGCUGCCCAGCUCGCUCUGUUCAAUAAAGGUACCUCUUUUCCAAUUGGCCGG
Castor canadensis (American beaver) is the source of this 1103-nucleotide messenger RNA. NCBI's taxonomy places the organism in Eukaryota, Metazoa, Chordata, Mammalia, Rodentia, Castoridae. The record is from RefSeq and is a predicted model, not a curated record.